Molecule: messenger RNA, 849 nt
Organism: Chilo suppressalis (striped riceborer)
Lineage: Eukaryota; Metazoa; Arthropoda; Insecta; Lepidoptera; Crambidae
Source: the annotation of a GenBank genome assembly
UCUGUAAUGUUGCUUGUUCUUACGCGGUAUAAAAGCAUCGUUGCUCCUGGUAGGGGCACACAAGUGUACAAUAUACAAACAUAUCAACAUGGCACUUAAAGUAGCGACUUUCUUUUGUUUCGUGGCAGCGGCGGCAGCGGGUGCCAUUCCCGGGCCGGUCAGCCACUUGGCCUACGCCGAGCCAGAGGUCCCCGCGCAGUACGAGUACUCGUACUCCGUGCAAGAUGACCACAGUGGUGACGUCAAGCAGCAGAAGGAGAACCGCAACGGCGACGCCGUCCACGGCUUCUACUCGCUUGUGCAACCUGACGGUACUCAGCGCAUCGUUGAGUACACAGCUGAUAAGGUGCACGGUUUCAACGCCGUCGUGCGCUACGAGGGACAGCCCCAUCCCGCGCCAGCUAAGAUUGCCUACGCCCCACCCCAAGCUCAAGUGGCGUACGCUCCAGCUCCCGUCGCUAAAGUCACCUAUGCCCCGGCUCAACCUCAAGUGACAUAUGCCCCGGCCCAACCUCAAGUGGCGUAUGCCCCAGCCCCAGUCACUAAAAUCGCCUACGCUCCUGCUCCAGUCGCCAAAGUAAAUUACGCAGCUCCCAUAGCGUAUGCUAACCCCGCACCAGUAGCUUACGCUCAAGCCCCCAUACCAGUACCUGUGGCCUACCCUAACUCAGCACCUGUGGCCUACGCACAUGCCCAGCAUCCAGCCUAUGCCCAUGCCCCCAGAGUAGCCUACCCAGCACCUCUCGGCCACGUCACAUACUCCUCCCCCGCCUACUCUUACCAACACUAGAUCCUAAGUGCCAUAAAUGUUAUUUAUUUUGUUAAAUAAUAAUCGUUUAAACAAUACAA